Messenger RNA from Dama dama (fallow deer), 1224 nucleotides. It is a transcript of the gene TRIML2, whose product is annotated as tripartite motif family like 2. NCBI's taxonomy places the organism in Eukaryota, Metazoa, Chordata, Mammalia, Artiodactyla, Cervidae. Gene Ontology annotation, molecular function: protein binding. The transcript has 7 exons. The coding region runs from base 1 to 1224 and encodes 407 amino acids. The record is from RefSeq and is a predicted model, not a curated record.
AUGGCGGUUUGUGACCAGAGCCUCCCGCCCCAGGAGCAUGGGAGUCCCGUGGUGGUGAAUGAAGUGCCAGAGGCGGCCGAGAAUUACAGGAAGUUAUUCCAGGAGAUGUUGGACACAUUGAAGGAGAAACUUGAGGCAGCUAAAAUCAUACUGGCUGAUGAACAAGAAAGAAUGGUGAUGAUGCAGAAAGAGGAGCAGAAUUUUAAAGAAAUGAUUGAGUCUGAGUAUAGCAUAAGGAUCCGGUUGAUGACUGAAGAAAUUAGGAUGAACUUGCGAAGCCUGCAAGGCAGAGUCAACCUGGAUUUGAGACAAACCAGUCAGAACCAACUGAUGGAAUUUUCCUCAAAGCUAAAGGAGAAGUUCCAGGAAACACUACAGAGACUGAACCUUCUGGGGAGAGAGAACAUGAAGAAACUAAAGGAGAGUGAAGUCAGGCUUUCUGAACAGAUCUGCAGCCUCCAGCAGAUCACUGUGGAGCUCGAGGAGAAGUGUAGGCAGCCCUCCUCAGUGUUGCUCCAGAAUGCAAAAUAUGCUUUGGAAAGGAGUGAGUCACUACUGCAUCAGUUUCUUCAGCCCGCCCAAAUCACAGACCUGAGUGUGUGCCAAAUAACAGGAAUGAGCAAAAUGCUCAAAGUGCUGCAAAGACCUAUAACUUUCGACCCUAAAACAGCUCAUCCCUAUCUGGUCUUGUCCGAGGAUCUAAGGAGUGUGAGACUUGGAAACGUGCAGCGUGGUGUACCCGGUCACCCUGAGAGAUUUGAUUUCAGCGCCACCGUGUUGGGUGUGCAGAGCUUCACCUCAGGGCGGCACUACUGGGAGGUGGACGUGGGCAAGGCGGCGCAGUGGCAGCUGGGCGUGUAUAGGAGCUCCGCCGUCAGAAACAGUUCCGGAAAUAAGGUCUUACUCACAGGAUCUCUCAUGGGAACUGAUCACACCUUCUGGGCUUUUCCCCCUUUCAAAAGGGUCUCCUUCAGAGAGCGAGUGCACAGAGUUGGAGUUUUCCUGGACUAUGAGUAUGAGCAGAUAUCGUUCUAUGAUGCCGCAAAGGGCUCCCUCAUCUAUAAUUUCUCUUAUCUCGCCUUCCAGGGAGCUCUCAGGCCUAUAUUUUCUCUCAGUAUCUCCAGUGGAGGCGUGAAUUCAGACUCUCCGACUAUCUGCCUCCCUCACGUUUCUCCUUGUAAUGAUACUAUUGGCCCUCAGUCCUCUUCAAGGUGUGAAAUCUAA